AUGUAUCUAUCUAUUAUUAUUUCUAUCUAUCUAUCUAUCUAUCUAUCUAUCUAUCUAUCUAUCUAUCUAUCUAUCUAUCAUUGUUUAUAUCUAUUUAUCCAUGCAAGGCUGUCUAUAACAGUAUUUGCCUAUCUCUGUUCAUAUCUAUCUAUCUAUCUAUCUAUCUAUCUAUCUAUCUAUCUAUCUAUCUAUCUCUCUCUCUCUCUCUCUCUAUAUAUAUAUAUAUAUAUAUAUAUAUAUAUGCCUGUAUUAUCUAUCUAUCUAUCUAUCUAUCUAUCUAUCUAUCUAUCUAUCUAUGUGAAAUUGUUUCUUUCUUUCUUUCCUUCCUUUCUUUCUUUCUUUCUUUCUUUCUUUCUUUCUUUCUUUCUUUCUUUCCUUUCUUUCUUUUCCUUUCUUUCUAUCUGUCUAUCUAUCUCAGCUAUUUCAUUUUCUAUCUAUCUAUAUCGCAAGAUAAAUAUCUAUGUCUUUUUGGUUUGCUUUUUUAUAUUUUCUUUCUUAUCUUCCACUCUCACUAUGUGCUUAGCUUAUCUGUCUCAUCUUUUAGUCUAUCUAUCUAUCUAUCUAUCUAUCUAUCUAUCUAUCUAUCUAUCUAUCUAUCUAUCUAUCUGUUUGUUUUCUAUCUAUCUGUUUGUUUUCUAUCUAUCUAUCUAUCUCUAG
Acanthosepion pharaonis is the source of this 657-nucleotide messenger RNA. The record is from the annotation of a GenBank genome assembly. NCBI's taxonomy places the organism in Eukaryota, Metazoa, Mollusca, Cephalopoda, Sepiida, Sepiidae.